Molecule: messenger RNA, 651 nt
Organism: Octopus bimaculoides (California two-spot octopus)
Lineage: Eukaryota; Metazoa; Mollusca; Cephalopoda; Octopoda; Octopodidae
Product: translocon-associated protein subunit delta
Cellular component (GO): endomembrane system; membrane; endoplasmic reticulum
Source: RefSeq, a predicted model, not a curated record
AGUUAUCUACCCUGACUUCCCUGUAGUAUUUGCUGUAUAAAAGUGAAAAACCAUUUGUUUCCCUUCCUUUCGCAUCAAGAUGGCUUCUCAACUUCCCUCAAUGAUGAUCGUCUCUAUCUUUUCUUUGCUUCUGCUUCUACCUUUAUUCGCUUCAGGCGAUACAUGUCUUGGACCAACAGUCACUCCUCAAGUGUACACAACUCCUGAGGCAACAACUUCCUCAGAAACCAUUUUCAUUGUACAGUUCUCACUGACUUGUAAAAAUGACUUGACAAACAUUAAUCUGUAUGCUGACAUUAAUGGUAAACCAGUUCCUGCUACGAAAACCACUAUAGCUAACCAAUAUCAGGUAACAUUUAGUGACAGUCAUAGCCAGCUUCCAGCAGGUACAUAUGUGGCUAAAUUCUAUGAUGAAGAAGGUUACUCUGCUCUAAGAAAGGCUCAGAGAAAUAAUGAGGACAUUGAGAGUAUUAAACCAAUCUUCACCAUUGAUAUUGACCAUCGCGGUGUUUGGAAAGGUGCCUACAUUCAAAGUGAAUUUGUGGCUGCUGUGGUUGCCAUUCUUGUGUGGUACUUUGCUUACAAUGCCAAAAGUCAGCUCCAUGUCCCUAAUUAGCUUCAGAAAAUAAAAUUUUGUAUGAAAAAUUAAAA